GUUUUCGCUGUCCAUGUCUUCCGACCAGGUGCCCGUCGUCGUAAGCAAGGAGGUUUCGGUCAAGGGCUCGGACAAGAGCAAUCCGCUCUUGCUGGUUAGGUCGAAGAGGCGGAAGAAGGUACACACAUACACACAUAAGUUUGGAGGAGCAGCGGUCGAUAGUGUCGGAUGUGCCCCGAGUUCACACCGUUUGUUGCUAGGAGUCGACGCCUUUGGAGAAGCCACACAAGCGGGUUAGGGUUGACGCGAAGGCCAGGAAGGCGCUCAAGUUGGAGUCUAGGCGGAGGCAGCAGUGGGAGGCGAAGAAGAAGGUUUUGAAGGAGCGAUGCGAGUUGUACGCUUCGCUUCGCAGACACGCGAUCUCCUCAUCGGAGAUUGGGCUGUUGGCGUCGUCUAGUCGGAUGGGCCAGUCUCGUUUGACGAGGAAGCAGUCGCUGAGGGCGCUGAGGCGGGAGGAGAGACUGGGUCUGUCGGUCGAGGGUUCGUCGCUAUACGUGGAUCGCGGAGAAUCAGAGAGUUGCGGUGGGAGUCAAGUUGACGAGGAGAUAAGGGCGUAUUUGGACCAGCAGGAGGCGGCAUGGAAGGACGCGUCUCCUCCGCGCAAGAAGAAGAGAGUGAGCGGUCCGUCUAAGCUCUGCACGAGGACCCUGUUUUCGUACGUGGAGAGCGACGAGGAGUCCGUCUCGGGCGAAGAGGGUCGCAGUGAGAAGUUGAAUGACGAGGAGUUUGUCUCGAGCGAAGAGAGUUGCGGUAAGAGGGCGAACGACGAGUGGGUUUUUCCAGAGGUUCGUCUGCCCGGGUCGCGUGAGAUCAGCACGUCCGAGUCCAUGAGGAAGGCCCUGAAGAGAAGGGGGAAGGCGCCGGACGUCCGAGAAGUAGAGGAGGUUUCGGAAGCGGACGAAAUGGACGAAAUGGACGAAACGGACGAAAUGGACGAAACGAGCGAAACGGACGAAAUGGACGAAACGAGCGAAACGGACGAAAUGAACGAAACGGACGAAGUGAGCGAAACGAACAAAACAGACGAAACGAACGAAGUGAGCGAAACGAACGAAGUGAGCGAAACGAACGAAGUGAGCGAAACGAACGAAGUGAGCGAAACGAACGAAACGAACGAAACGAACGAAACGAACGAAGUGAGCGAAACGAACGAAGUGAGCGAAACGAACAAAGCAGACGAAAUGGACGAAACGAACGAAACGAACGAAACGGACGAAACGAACGAAGUGAGCGAAACAGACGAAACAGACAAAAUGAACAAAAUGAGCGAAACAGACGAAACGAACAAAACGGGCGAAACGAACGACUUGCCAGAGACCGCACAGGAGGAGGAAAAGACAAAAUAUUACGUGGUUGUGAAUCGAGACGAGGAAGUCGAGUUGUUCCGUCGGAAGCUACCGAUUAUUUCCGAGGAGUACGUGAUCAUGGAUGCGAUAAGAUACCACGACUUUGUGAUUAUAUGUGGAGAGACGGGGUGCGGGAAGACGACUCAGGUACCUCAGUUUUUGUAUGAGGCGGGGUAUGGAGAUCCGAACAGCGAGAAUCCCGGAAUGGUGGGUAUAACGCAGCCUAGGAGAAUUGCGGCCGUGUCGAUGGCGAAUCGCGUUGCGUACGAGCUGAACCAGCCGUCGCCGCGGAGAGGGGUUGAUGGCCACGUGGAAUAUCAGAUUCGAUACGACAGCACGGCGAAUUCGCUAACUCGAAUUAAGUUUAUGACGGACGGGAUUUUGCUCCGAGAAAUUCAGUCUGACUUUUUGCUUUCCAAGUACAGCGCGAUAUUGAUUGACGAGGCACACGAAAGGAACAUGAACAGCGACGUCUUGCUGGGCCUCCUUUGCCGAAUAGUGCCGCUGCGCCGAAAACUGUUUGAGGAUCCGUCUGCCUCGGUGAGAGUGACCAGCGUGUUGAAGGUCAUCAUCAUGUCGGCGACACUUAGAGUCGGAGACUUCACGGAGAACAAAAAAAUGUUUCCGGACUCUCCGCCUCCGGUCAUCAGGGUCGAUUCUAGGCAGUACCCGGUGUCCGUUCACUUCAACCGACACACCUCCGUGGAGCAGUAUGUGGAGGACGCGUUUUCGAAGGUAGUGAAGAUUCACACUCGGCUUCCCGCGGGUGGCGUCCUGGUGUUUCUGCCCAGCCGGGAGGAUAUCGACUGCCUUGUCCGCAUGCUGAGAGAACGAUUCGGAUCGGCGGAGGAGCACGGCGAGCCACAUGUGGAGUACGCGGAGCAAGACGCCAAACUCAAACCCUCGGCGCGGGUCGGGCGCGCGGGCGCCGUCCGAGUUCUCCCUCUGUACUCGAUGCUGUCCGACGAGGAGCAGAUGAGGCCAUUCGAGCCCGUUCCCCCGGAUGAGAGGUUGAUCGUCGUGGCGACCAACAUCGCGGAGACGUCCUUGACGAUCCCGAAUGUCACCUACGUCGUCGAUUCUGGACGAGUCAAGAGCAAAGAGUUCGACGAGAAGACCGGCAUGAUUCGGUACCAGGUCAUCUGGAUCAGCAAGGCCUCGGCCGACCAAAGGGCCGGCAGAGCCGGCAGGAACGGUCCCGGUCACUGCUAUCGCCUCUACUCUUCGGCCGUAUUUGACAGGUUCGAAACGUUUGCCAAACCAGACAUGCUCAGGCUGCCCAUCGAGGGCAUCGUCCUACAGAUGAAGAGUAUGGGCAUAGACCGGCUAGACGUCUUUCCUUUUCCCACGCCACCAGACCCGCAUUCUCUCUCCACCGCCCACCAAAAGCUCUCAUUUCUCGGUGCACUUCGGCUAGAAGAGGGCGCAAAGCCGCCUCACCUCGACUACCAAAUCACCCCGAUGGGACGCGCGCUGGCUCGAUUCCCGCUCUUACCCCACUUGGCCAAGAUGCUCGUCUUGGCCGAAGAAGAUGACAGGUCCUGUGACAGGUCCUGUGACAGGUCUUGUGACAGGUCUUGUGACAGGUCUUGUGACAGGUCCUGUCUCGACUAUGUCGUUGCCAUCGUCUCCGCCCUGUCGGUCGGCGGGCCGUUCCUCCACUCCGCGCAAGCUAGCGCCGCUCGCUCCGAGUGGAAGAACCCCACCAGCGAUCUGUUCGUGUGGCUGUCCCUCAUCGGUGCCUACGACUGCUGCCAGAACAAACACGCCCUUUGCCAGCGAUACGCUCUCAAUGCGAAGGCGCUUCGCGAAAUAACCCAGCUGAGGUCUCAGCUCUCCUUCAUCCUGGACACCUACCGUCAGAACGAGGAACCCUCGACCAUCGACUCGUCGCGCACCCGACCAGCGCGCUCGCUCUCCUCGCCCCCCUCCAAACAGCAGAAACUCCGCAUCCGUCAGAUAAUCAUGUCCGGAUUCCUGCAUCAAAUAGCCAAGAGAGUGCCCAAGGUUGACGAACAAGGCGUAGCCGUCAAAAACCAAUGGCACUAUCUCACCUGCUCCGGACUCCUCACCUGCUCCAUCCACCCCAGCUCCUUCCUAAAACAAGCCCCCCCCGAAUACGUGGCCUACUCAGAACUCAUUGAAACCAGCUUCCGUUACAUCUGCGGCGUCACCGCCGUAGACAUCAAGUGGGCCUGCGACCUGGCCCCCUGGCUCUGCAAGCACAUGGACCAGUUCUUAGCUUACCCCCCGCCCAGAUACUGCCAAACGCGCGACGCCAUAGUCGGUACCGUCCAGCCAGCCUACGUGCACGACGACUGGCGUAUCCCUAAAACGACCGCACCUCUCACAGAUCGCGCGCAAAUAUACAGGCACUUUUCAAAAUGCUUCUUGGAAGGCGCCGUCUUCUCCGAAAUGAAACCAUUCGCCCCCUACCUAACUCUAGACCCCCACCUACUACUCGACGAGCGCCUCCGCAACGAGAAAGUCUGCGCGCUCGUCCAACCCCUCCUGUACCACCGCAUCUCAUCAAAGGCGCAAAUGACUCGCCAAUGGGCAAAGGACCCCACGUUCUAUCUGGAACCCGUACUCGCCUGCAUCUCCAGCAACCACCGCGACUCCCUAAAAUGCAUCUGGCCACUUUCCAAAUAGAGCACACUUUAUUUUGAAGCUUUCGAAGCAAACAACCUUUCUAACCCCUCAACGUCGAGGUCAUGAAGACGCGCCUCUACCUCCCCACUCUCCCUGGCACUCCUCAACGCCGACACCACCUUCUCGCGAUCCCCCGCCUGUAUGUAUGCGUAACACAAGUCCAAGCGCCCCUUCUCAAAACGAACGACUAUCUUCUCCAUCAAACCCACCACGGACGACCAAUCUCCUAUCCUCACCGCCAACAUGACCCCCUCCCACGCAACGCCCUCGUCGUCCGAGUUCUCAAACACGCACCGCUUCAUCGCCUUCAUCGCCAACCCCUCCUUCUUCAAAACCAUCAAAUACUUCACCUUGUACUCCACCGCGUACCAAACGUGUCCGCACCGAAUGAUCGCGCGGUCCAACGUCCUCACCGCCUCGGUGUAUCGGCCGUGAAACGCCUGCCACUGCGCCUUCAACGUAAACGCGUCGAUCGCGUACGGAUCCCUCGCUAUCGUCAUGUCGCAUAGCCGAGGCACCUCCUCGUCCUCCCUCCUUCCCAACUCAAACAAUAUCCGCGCCUUCAAAACCAACGAGUCCGCUUCUGAUGGCGGCGCCAACCGAAUCGCCUUGUUCACCGAACUCAACGCCCUCUCGUACCUCCCAACCAAAAGAUUGUGAUCCGCCAACUCGUAAUAUGUCGAAAAACUCGGCAAAAUCAAAGCGGCCGUCUCCGCCGCCUCCAACGCCUUCUCCUUCUUGCUCAAAUUCAUGUACGCAUCACUCAUAAAACAACAAACCUGCACCAACUCCUUCUUCAACUGAUCCUGGUCAACCCCCUCUCUCAUGCACCUCCCCCUCAUGCAAUUCUCCACAUCCCCCUCGUAGCUCUUCAACACCUCCCUGCACCUCCUCACAACGGCGUGAAAACGACCCGCAACCAACCUCUCCGAAAUAGACACCAAGUCUAUGUACCUAGGGUACCACCCCUCCACCUCUUCAACCCUUCCCCCCUCACUCUCCACCUCAAUCCUCGUCGUCAGACGCCUGUCAGCCCUCCAACCGGUGAAUCUCCUCUUCCACGUCGCGCCAGCUCCUCCACGGAGCCACCCUCCCCUCGCUUCUCGAAAAAAAAAAAAACUGUCAGCCGCCAACAGUGCGCGUGCGACCGUCUCCCUGCACCCCGUGUACGCACCACACCACAGCAACAUCGGCAACUAGCCCUCUCUGCGUGUCACUCAAAGGAAAAAUGCCCCGAAACGCCUCCAA
This is a messenger RNA of Schistocerca gregaria, 5246 nucleotides long. RefSeq names its product probable ATP-dependent RNA helicase kurz. Bases 402 to 3998 code for a protein of 1198 amino acids. Gene Ontology annotation, molecular function: RNA binding. Gene Ontology annotation, biological process: maturation of SSU-rRNA from tricistronic rRNA transcript (SSU-rRNA, 5.8S rRNA, LSU-rRNA). The transcript has 2 exons. Gene Ontology annotation, cellular component: nucleolus; intracellular anatomical structure. NCBI's taxonomy places the organism in Eukaryota, Metazoa, Arthropoda, Insecta, Orthoptera, Acrididae. The record is from RefSeq and is a predicted model, not a curated record.